Molecule: messenger RNA, 2040 nt
Organism: Lolium rigidum
Lineage: Eukaryota; Viridiplantae; Streptophyta; Magnoliopsida; Poales; Poaceae
Product: protein SNOWY COTYLEDON 3-like
Exons: 6
Coding region: 1-1668 (555 amino acids)
Biological process (GO): spindle assembly; centrosome cycle
Cellular component (GO): cytoplasm; nuclear microtubule; centrosome
Molecular function (GO): microtubule binding
Source: RefSeq, a predicted model, not a curated record
AUGGUGGCUGCCGCAGCGGCGGCCAACGCGCCAGAUCCGGCCCGCACCUCGCGCCCGCCGCUCACGCCGGCGCUCGACAAGCCCAACUCCGGCGCCGCCCUGCGCCGCCCCGCGCGCUCCACCAAGCCCGUCUCCUCGCGCUACCUCGCCUCCGCCGCCUCCCCGGCCUCCUCCACCUCCUCCACGUCCUCCUCCUCCUCCUCCUCCGCCCCCGCCUCCUCGCGCCGCUCCGUCUCCGCGCAGCGCGGGCGGUCCUCCACGCCCCCGCCGCCGCAGCACGCCACGUCGCCCACGCCACCCGCGGCGGCGGCGGCGGUGACGGCCACCACGAUGCGGAGCCUCUCGGUGUCCUUCCAGGGGGAGUCCUUCUUCUACCAGACGUCGCGCGCGCCGCGGGCCGCGUCGCCGUCCUCCCCCGGCGGCGGCGGCGGCCGGCGCGGGCCCACGCCGGAGCGGCGCAAGAGCGUGUCCUCCGUGCCCGAGGCCGAGAACGCGCGGCCCCAGCACCGGUGGCCCGCCGCCAGGCCCAAGGCGUCGGACCCGCUCGCGCGCAGCCUCGACUGCAACCUCGACCGCAAGGACUCCAUCCUCGCCGCGGUCCAGCUCCUCCGCCGAUCCAUGGCGUUCGACUCCACCUCCUCCCUCUCCCCCUCCGACCCGGCCGUUGCCGGCGCUCCCGACCUCUCCGCCUCGUCCGACACCGACAGCGUCUCCUCCGGCAGCAACUCGGGGGCCGGCGAUCCGCCACGCCGCGGCAUCAGCGUUCCGGCGCGGUUCUGGCAGGAGACCAACAGCCGCCUGCGACGGCUUCCGGAUGCAGGGCUGCCGCUACCGUCGUCUUCAGGAAGGAGGUCGUUCUCGGACAGCCCAAUGUCACCGAGGCUGCCUGGCCGGUCACCGUCUCCGAGCCGAGGAAGCAGGGGGAUGGCGAGCCCAUCCAAAGGGCGAGGUGGAGAGGCAUCACCAAACGGGCACAUUGUUCAGACGGCGGCAAAUGCUCCAUCUAUCAUUAGCUUUGCUGCGGAGGUCAGGAGGGCCAAGAAAGGGGAGAACAGGAUUGAGGAGGCACACAGGUUGCGGAUGCUGGACAACCAGCAUUUGCAGUGGCGGUGCAUCAAUGCUCGGACGGAUGCAACGCUCCUGGUACAGAGCUUCACUGCCGAGAAAACCCUACACAGUGCAUGGAAGGAAAUAUCAAAAUUGCGUGACAAUGUCAGUUCAAAAAGGUGCAAACUCCAGCUUCAAAAACAAAAACUGAAGCUGUUUGCUAUUCUUAGGGGAGAGAUAUCAUAUCUAGAGGAGUGGUCUCAUGUUGAAAAACAUCAUUCAAGCUCUUUGUUAGCAGCGAUUGAAGCAUUGAAGGCUAGUACUCUCCGUCUUCCGGUUGUUGGUGGUGCAAAGGUUGAUGCCCAAUGUGUGAAGGAAGCUGUUAACUCAGCAGUGGAUGUAAUGCAUACAAUGACAUCCUCAAUGUCUAAUUUGUUGUCAAAGGUGGAGGGGACAAGCUCUGUGGUGUAUGAGCUUGCGAAACUCGCAACGCAGGAGCAAAUGUUGUUGGACCAAUCAAGAGACCUCUUGUCCACGGUGGCAGCAAUACAUGUCAAACAGUGUAGCUUGAAAACUCACAUGCUACAACGAAAGCAAAGGCAGAGCCAAACCCAGUGGUAGAUCAGAUUUUCACUAACAUGACACUGAUGACACGGCCUCGUCUUUCCCUCACUGGAGACCGCUACAGGUAAUAAAGCUGGUAACCAAUUCGUUGGGUGUGAAGAGUGUUCUAAUCUGCUUGAUCCUGCUGAGUGUAGCUGAUUCAUGUAAUUUUUUUGAGUGCAUAUCUCCAUAGAAUGGCCCCUCUUUCUUACCUGCAGCCGUUGCGGUGGAUGUAUACAGAGAACCCUAGUGUUGACCAAAGAUAAGCUUCCAUGUAGAUAUGAAAAAAGCUUGUUUGCGUGUGCUGAGUGAGUGCUGGAGUGUUUGACGAGUGUUUGUAUUGUGGAAUGGAAACAACUGUCAGUUUGAUAUAGGCGUUUUCAUGGGAAA